Molecule: messenger RNA, 1332 nt
Organism: Carlito syrichta (Philippine tarsier)
Lineage: Eukaryota; Metazoa; Chordata; Mammalia; Primates; Tarsiidae
Gene: YIPF7
Product: Yip1 domain family member 7
Exons: 7
Biological process (GO): endoplasmic reticulum to Golgi vesicle-mediated transport; vesicle fusion with Golgi apparatus
Cellular component (GO): trans-Golgi network; membrane
Source: RefSeq, a predicted model, not a curated record
AUGGGUUUCUGGGCCUUUUCCCAUCCAGAUCCCCUGCUGGGCAUCCCCAACAGGUUCAAAGGAAUCAGCGCAGAGGAUGAUCUGUUCAGGGUGUCAGAGUACAAAUUUAGAAACUUACACAUAUAUAGCCAGUAUGUCAUCAUUUCACCAACGGAUUUGCUUUAAAUUUCUCACAUAAAGCUACAUUUGUUGGAGGAUCCUUCCACAUACAAAAAAUAGAGGAUGUCAAACUUGGGGCAAUUUGACACUGAUUUUUACCAAUCUAAUUAUACCAUUGAUAACCAGGAGCAAAGUGGUAAUGAUUCUGAUGCCUAUGGAAAUCUGUAUGGCUCUAGAAUACAACAAGCCAUUGAGGAGCCUCAACCUACCUCUUUAGUUCCACCGGAAAUGCUCAUGGCACCAGGUUACACAGGACAAUUUUUUCAGCCAGCAUCCAACUCGGAUUAUUAUUCACAAUCUCCUUACAUUGACAGUUUUGAUGAAGAACCUCCUUUGUUAGAAGAUAAGUUAAAGAAGUAACUUGGAAUCAAUUUUGAUCAUAUACGGCAAAAAACCUUGACCGUGUUAAAUCCGGUGAAGCCAGCAGAUGGCAGCAUAAUGAACGAAACAGACCUCACUGGACCCAUCCUUUUCUGCAUAGCUCUGGGAGCUACCCUGCUUUUGGCAGGAAAAGUUCAGUUUGGUUAUGUGUAUGGCAUGAGUGCCAUUGGCUGCCUUGUGAUUCAUGCCCUACUGAACUUGAUGAGCUGUUCAGGGGUGUCGUAUGGCUGCGUGGCAAGUGUCCUGGGUUACUGCCUCCUCCCCAUGGUCAUCCUGUCCAGUUGCGCCAUCUUCUUUUCACUGCAGGGCACCUCUGGAACCAUGUUAGCCCUGAUCAUCAUUGGCUGGUGUAGCCUCUCAGCUUCGAAGAUCUUCAUUUCGGCCUUGGACAUGGAAGGGCAGCAGCUUCUAAUUGCCUACCCUUGUGCCCUACUUUAUGGACUUUUUGCUCUUCUAACUGUUUUCUAAAGAAUGUUUGAGAUGGUGCUUCAAGAUUCUAUUUGUUUGCUGUUUAGCUUGUCUUGGAAAUAUAUUAACAUUUAAAUUUGGUGCUAUGAUUUCUGUUUUAUUGCUAUUGAGAGAAUAAUAAACAGAAACAAAACAGCACUCAAGGAUGGUGCUCUAAUAGCCUGCUGGUUUGAAUGAUGUUUUGCUUUUCAGUUUGGUGCAUUAAAACACUUGAAAAUACUUAAAAAGGGAUAUAGUUGCUAUACUGACGGACCCUGCUUUUCUCAAUACAUGUAUUUCCGAGAAAUUAUAAGUAAAUAAAAUCAGUGCUUACUGGUUAAAGGA